AUGGAGUAUGAUUUUCGACGACAAGUGCUCGAGCGAAAUCAUGCCGGCAUGGCCUUCAAUAGUCGCAAAUUGACAGUAGUGAACAGUAUCGAUAAUGGGAAUACUAGUCUAUUGCACAUUGGAGACAUUAUUUCACUUUACACAGAAUCUACUACUAAUCAUGCACAUAGAGGAUUCCUUUCUACACUUGGACUUGUUGAUGAUCGUUGUAUAGUCGAAUUAGGCGAUGGAAGACCUGAAAGUCCACCGAAGAAGUUUCGAGAUUGUUUAUUUAAAUUAUGUCCCGUUAAUCGAUACGCAGCCCAGAAGCAUCUCUGGACUGAACAGAAACGCUACUAUCAAACAGGCGAUUCAAUGUUUGAUGAUGAUCUUAUGAAUAAGCUAAGGGUCGCCGCUGAUAAGGAACGAGAGGAAAAUGAAGCUGAAUUUCAAAAGAAGCUCGGAAAUGUUAUUCAAUAUGGAACAAUGGUGCAAUUGUUGCACGUCAAAUCGAAUAAAUACGUGACGAUCCAGAAGAAUUCACCAGCGAAAAGGGAACGAAAUGCAAUGAAAGUUUACCUGGAUCGAGCCGGAAAUGAGGGCAGUUGGUUCAUUAUUGAACCUGCAUACAAGCAUUACGCAAUUGGCGACAACGUCUCCGCCGGCAACAAAAUCUCUCUGAUUCCACAAACCGUCGCCAGCAAUCAGACAGGACAUUGCAAAUCGCAACUUCAUCUAUCGUCUCAUACCCUUGCUGAUCACAAGACCGCCGCCGAGAUCAAUUGCCUCAACGAGCCAACCGAAUGGCAAGUAUUCAUGUUCCUUCUGUACAAUGAGAAUCAGCCGGACGUCGUCAAAUCGGGGGAUGUCAUUCGAUUAUUCCAUGCCGAUCAACAGACGUUCCUCACGCUUGACACGAUUCCGACGCAGAAUCCGCCAAAGGAUGUCGUGUUCCUUCGAAUGACUAAUCGGCCAUCGGCAGCCGACGCGACAAGCUCUCGAGCACUCUGGGAAGUGCAAGUGGUUCAAUCAAACUCGUAUCGCGGCGGAACUGCCAAAUGGAACAAGACUUAUCGCUUCAAGCAUCUUGCCACCGACAUGUACCUGACUGUCGAAGCCUCAUCAACGCAGCAAGUCAAGCCGGCAACGAAUGGACGACGACCGACGCCGCUGCUCAGCGAGAUUUCACAAAAGUCAAGACCCCCAUUGGAGCGAACAAAUAGUCCUUUGGCUAAUGGUUAUUAUGCGGAUGGUCCAUCAGAUCGUGCUCAAGCACCAACCCUCUACUAUUUGGCACCAACCAAAUCGGACUUCCCUGAGUCUGACAACAUGUUGCUCUUCCAACUCGAUCCUUCAACAUUCAUGAAGUCGAAUAAAGAUGUACCUCGAAGAUCCUAUGUGCGACUUCUUCAUCAGUAUACUGAUUCAUGGGUGCACGCGACAAAUCCGACGGAAAAACAAAAUCUUCAUUACAGCAGUAAAAACGAGAAAGGAUGGGUCAAAGUGAUAUGCGAAGCAAAUCGAAUCGACAAGGAGACAUUCGCCCUUCUGCCAGUGUCUCCUGAUGAAGUUCGUGACUUGGACUUUGCCAACGAUGCGUGUCGAGCUCUUCGCAAUUUCAUUCGAUUGAUUAAAGUCGGAGUCGUGAUUACAAAAGAGUCGCUGAACGUUACCACCCAACUUCUCAUCGAGUGCAUCUUGUUUGUCACCAACACCACGGAUCACAUGAUUGAUCCGUUGAAGAUCACUGAUUUCACUCCAUCUCGCGAUCGGCAGAAAUUGCUUCGCGAGCAAGAAGUCCUCGAUCAGGUGUUUCUGCUAUUGAAGGCUCCAUUCCUUCCAAGACAGGGAACCACUGAGCUAGGACCAUUGCUGAACUCGAUUUCUGCUCUGAGCGAUAGUCGAAACGAAGUGUUCAAAAACAUGUUCCAGCUGUGCUAUUGUCUGCUGAAAUACGCGCAAGUGAACUAUCGCAAGAAUCAGGAAUUCCUCGCCGAGAAAUUCGGACAAAUUCAAGAGCAGAUUGGCUUCGAUUUGAUGGCUGAAGACACAAUGACAGCAGUUCUUCACAACAAUCCGAAGCUUCUUGAAAAAUACGUGAAGACUCCUCAUGUCGAAAGAUUUGUGGAGCUUGUCAGGAACAAUCGACAAGGAAAAUUCCUCGACUAUCUUGCCGAUCUUUGUGUGUGCCGUGGAGAAGCGAACAAAAAGAUCCAAGAGCUCAUCUGUAAUUCUGUGUUGAGCAGCAAGCACAGGGACAUAUUUAUGGAUACUCGAAUUGUUGACGAUGAAGUCGAGGUUGGAUGGGCUCCGAACUUCAAAAGACUUGUGGAUAUCGCCGACGGGGCUCGAGUGAAUCACGAGAGUUCUGAGCUGCUCGACUAUUAUAGGCACCAAUUGGACCUUUUCUCGCAAAUGUGUCAGGAGCAGCAGUAUCUCGCGAUUGAUCCGCCACCGGAAAGACGACUGAUGAAUAUUUCGCAACAAUUGCCAGCUGAGCUCGUGCUUAAAUGUAUGUCUGAUCAACGACUUCCGUACGACAUCAGAGCCUCAUUUACACGUCUUAUGCUUCAUCUCCACGUGGUUCGCGGAAGUCCGAUGUCAGCGAUUCGACAUGCCCGACUUUGGUGGGACAUUCCUGAAAAUGUGAACGUGGAAACAUACGAAACAAUAUCGGAAGAGAAUUAUUCGGAUGGAAGUCGAAUUCGGAUUGGAGACACGAUUGCCCAAACUGUUUUGUCGACAGUGGAUAAAUACUUGAUGGAUUUGAGAAAGAAGACUGCGGAUGAAAGGCAUAGUGUCAAUUCGAGCAAAUUGACAUAUGAGAUUGUCAACCUUGCGAAAGCCUUGGCCCAAUUCAAUUUCUAUUCCUUCAACGAGUUGCUCCAACUUACACAGAACUUGCUUGCCAUUAUCAAUGAGAUUCCACCAACAGAACCUCCAUCUCAUCGCACCAUGGCGAACGCCCUUCGAAAUAUGUCCAAAACGAUGCUUCGCGGCGGAAAAUCGCAAUCAAAAGAGCUCCCAAAAUCGACGUCACUUUCCGCCGACGAUGCAGGACGAAGCAAAGAAGGCCGAGCUCUUAUUGUUAAGACGAAGCUGAUUGUUGCCGAGAUCCUUCAAUUUGUCAUGGACAUUCGCCGAGAUUAUAGGAUCACAAUGGCCCUUUCUUGGUUCAAAAUGCAAUUCCCGUGCGACAAGGAUGGAUCGCUUUUGAAAUCAUCGAGUAUCAAUGAGAACAUGGCUUGCCAACUACACGAGGCGAUCUACGACUCAUCUGGCCACGAACUACAUCUUGAUGGGCAAGAUGGCCGAAUCCUUCUUGCUAUCCUUCUCCAAAUGACAAUGUCCGACUAUCCACCGCUCACGAGUAUCGCACUCAAAGUGCUAUUCCGACAUUUCACGCAAUAUCAGGAGUUGCUUGAGGAUCUACGACAGGUUCAGCUUCUUGUGUCGAAUGAUGAUGUCGAAAAUUAUCGCCAAAUCGAUCGCGAUCUUUUUAUCUUGAAAAAUCUCACUGAGAAAUCGGAACUUUGGGUGCAUGGUGAUCGGCAUCACUCUGUGGAAACGAAGGAUGUUGAGAACAGCGAGAAGACGACUGACAAAGACUUGAAUGAUCACAGUCUGACGACAUCUCGUGCUUUCGCAUCCAAGGAUUUGCGGAACGCUGUCGUCACUGUUAUCGAUGAGCACUAUCCGAACAUUCGACACGAAUGUCUGAAACUGCUCAAUCGAUUGCUCAUUCGAGACGAUCGAAAUGAUGCUGCUGUUGCACUUCAAGAGCUCAGCGACAAAGCUCCUCUGAUUGCUUACCCGUUGAUCAGGCAAAUCCUGGUGCGUCUGAAGAGAUUGUGCUAUCGCGAAGAGAAGACCGACACGAUGAAUCAGCAGCUUUUAAAGAACAUGCGAGUUUACGAAGUGGUUCUAGAAUUCAUCAGCAUUCCAUACGACAAGAAGAAUGAUGCGGAGAUGCCGAAACUUAUAACGCUGUCGCACGAAUUUCUCAGGAGUUUCUGUAAAGGAAAUCGCGAAAAUCAAGCUUGCUUGUAUCGAUUUAUUUCCUACGAGAAAGACGCAAAAGAGAAAAAUCUGCGAGUUGAGACCGUUGAAGACGUCGGAACGUUGGUAUCAAUUUUUCGAAAUAAUCGCGAACUUGCUUCGAAUGUCCAUGAAAAUCUCAUCGCACAUAUUGUGGGACUCAUUGAACAUCGUGCACGUCAUCCAAUUUUCCUUGAGCUGCUUCAAAGUCUUGUUUGCGUUUAUGGAAAGGAAGUCGAAACGUGCCAAGAGAAAGUUGCAAACGAAAUCUGCGGGGCUUCCGAUGAAGUUCGACUUCUUUACGUCGACAACGCCUCAUUUGAAGAGCUAGAGGAGCUUAUGAAAAAUGCUCCACCGUACUUGGACGCCAACAAUCCGCUGAAAUACCAUAUCGAGCUGGUACGUCUGUUGGCGAUGUGCACGAAAGGAAAGAACGGAAACACUGAGCUAAAGUGUGCUUCGCAAAUUCCAAUGGAUCAUAUCGUCAGAGUUAUCGUUUCGGAACACUGUCUCGUUGAGGUUAAAAGUGUGUAUCUUCAACUUCUUCUUCAUUGUUACAUCGAUACUGAUGCCGAAAUGAAAGACGCAUACAAACCGGAAUACGUUGAUACAAUUCUAAACAAUAUUCUUGAUGAUAUCAAUAAGUUGACCGAAAACAACAAUCUGUCAGAAGCGGAUAGUGGAGCCUUGGAGACUUAUAUUUGCCAAACUGUGACUGAGGUUCUCAUCAAAUUCUUCGAAGCACCAUAUUCUUCGCUUCAACCAACAAAAAUUGAUGUUCCGCAUCACAAUGAACAGUUCUGCAAAGUUUUCAAGGCACUUCUUCGAUUGAAAAAUGGAACACUGAAAAACAGCAAACCGCCCAAAAACAAUUGGUACCGAGUUUCGGAUUGCAUCGAAAGACUAAAAAAAUGGGCAUUGGACCAUUCAAUUCAACUUCCUGCGCAAGUUGCGGUCCCACAAGCAACAGCUGUUAAUCCGCGCCAACGAUGGGUGAAUGCUGCGUUUUCAGCGAAACUCGUUGGAUUGAAUCGGCCAAUUAUAACGCUUGUCGUUGAGCGGCUCAAUCGGCAAAAUACAUUGAAUACUGGAAGGAAUUUGGGAGCCGAACACGCCAACGCCAAUGUUGUUACGUGCUAUAACAUGAUGACUGGAGAAUUCAAGUACUACCUGGAUCCAUUGAAAUAUGCCGAAGGAACCGUGCUUGUUGAAGUUCUACAUACUCCAGAACUCCUUUUCCCAGAAGGUUCAGCUCUUCGGGAGCAAUGUGCUCGAGGAGGGGUAGUAGUCAAACUUAUUCAACAUUGCAAGACAUUAAUGCAGAACAAACAAGAAAAUUUAUGCGUCACCGUUCUCGAGACACUUCGUAAAAUGUGCAGCUGCACGAAAUUACAACUUAAAGCUCAGGGACAACAACUUCGCAAUAUGCUUCUUCGCCGGUAUUUUAGCAGUGGCUGCUCGAACCAUGGCAAUAAUAUGCACAAUAAUAAUAUGAGCAAUAAUAACAAUAAUAAUAAUAAUCAUCACAAGCAUCAUUUGGAUAGACAGCAAUCAAAAAUCGGUGAAGUUUUAGAUGUCGUCAAGAAUGAUAAGAAGGAAGACACUUGGAACGUCGAGCGAGAUCUGUACACCAUUCAGUGCAAGCUGAACGACGCUGGAGCUUCGGAUUUGAUCAUCGAUAUUAUUGUGAUGGAUCCGUGCCGAGAAAUAUUCAAAAAAGCAAUUUAUCUAGCCAAAGCUCUUCUUCACGAGGGAAAUGAUAAAGUUCAACACGCAUUCUAUCUUCGAUUAAAGCAAAAGGAUACUCAUGAGCCGUUUUUCAAAACAAUUUCGUCGAAAAUCCUUGCAGCGCAAAAUCGUUUGAAGAGUGACAUGAUGAGCUGCAGUGAAACGAAACCGAAAUCAUCCGUAUCAGCAGCCGUCAGUAGACGAUCAUCGACCGUGCUCACACCGAAUGUUGAAACUGUCGAACACGCAUUGUUUGAAGUACCCCAACGACAUCCGUCGAUUUCGGAGGUUUCCCAGCUGAGCAAUGACAUGACACAUUCAGUGCCGGAUUUAACGCCCUAUCAGGAUGAUGACAAAUCAUCGGAAGCACUUCCCGAAGAGGUUGGAAUCGUGGAACCGAUUCUUCGAGUCCUUCAACUCCUCUGUGAGAAUCACAACAGCCUUCUCCAGAAUUUUCUUCGAAAACAAUCGGAUCGCGCCAAUCAUAAUCUCGUAUCUGAGACGCUCAGCUUCCUCGACACCGUGUGCGGCUCGACAAAGGGAAGUCUUGGAGUGUUUGGGGAAAUAGGCGAACACAACUUCAAGCUGAUCACGCAAACAUUGAACACAUUGACCGAGUUCUGCCAAGGACCGUGUCAUGAGAAUCAGAACACGAUGGCAAUGCAGGAAAACGGACUCAAUAUUAUCAUAUCGCUGGUUCUCAAUGAAAUCAAACCUCUUGCUGAUGAUCAUAUGGAGCUGGCACUGGAAAUCAAAAGUCAAGCCUCAAAACUGUUGCUUGCAAUUAUGGAAUCGCGACAUGACGGAGAGAACGCGAACAGAGUUCUUCGCAAUAUGGCCAACAUGUCUGGAGGUCCGAAGCAGCUCAUUCACGCGAUUCGACAAGCCUAUGAAAUGGCGAACUCAAAUCACUACAUGGUGAAGAACAUCAGCCGUGAGUUUCUUCGACAAUCCGACAACACAACGUCGAAGACAACAAUUUGUCCGCAGAUCGCUGUUAAUAAUCUGAACCUUCCUGAAAUAUCUGUCAACGCUUCUGGAACAAUAUCGAUUCUAGAUGAUAAGAAAGGAUACGUCGACGAUAAGUUUGCAGAAGAUGAACCACCGACAGUUGAUCCAAGAGAAGUCGGCCACAACAUUUACAUUCUCGCUCAUCAAUUGGCAAUGCACGACAGCGAGCUCGAGAUCUGGCUUGAUCCGAAUGACGACAAGAAAGAUGAUCUAACACGCGAAGCUCUGAAAUACUACAAGAAUCGGACGGCGCAGAUCGAGAUUGUGCGACGGGAUCGGACACUCGAACGAGUUGUGUUCCCAAUCAACGAUAUCUGCUCAUAUUUGACAAAAGAAACGAAGGAUUACGUUUACAACAAUACGGAGAGAGAUAAUCAGGGGUCAAAGGUCACCGAAUUCUUCGAUCAAUGGGAGACGAUGUACCACGAAAUGCUAUGGCAGAGGAAGCUUCAAGAUCGAAAAUGGUUGUCCUGGUGUGCGUUCAGGCUUCAUCUCUGGACGAGACUUUCUCUCUACUUUGCAUUUAUCAUCAAUGCUCUUAUUGUGGUUUAUUUCCCAUUUUCCAGUGACAGUAAAUCCAUGAUAUCAUUCGGUGACUUCUACUCUUGGGUAGCCUUCUUCGCUUCAUUGUACCUCGUAAAACACUGCCGGACGGACAAGCAUUCACUGCCUCGUUCAUUGCUAAUACUUCUUGCCUGUUUAUGCUUCUUGUUAAUCAGUAUAGUCGGCUCGAUUCCGACACUGUAUAUCUUCGAAAUAUGUCAACUCGUCAACAAAGUCGUCCAUCUGGUCGCUUUUGUGAGCAACAAGGGUUUGGAAGAUAAGCCGUGGUCGGAGAGACUCAAGAAUACCACUCUUCUCUAUAUCAUCGCCUACAUUGUUAUUUGCGUCUCUGGAAUAUUCAUACACCCGUUCUUGAACUGUUUCUUGCUUCUGGAUAUUGUCGCAAGUGAAGAAACUCUUCAGAAUGUGAUCGCUUCUGUCACAAGAAACUAUCAGUCAAUCGUAUGGACCGGUUACUUGGCUCUUAUUCUACUCUACCUGUUCACUAUUGUCGGAUUCCUUCUUUUCCGUGACGACUUCUUCUUGCCGGUCGAUCCGAUUGAUCCCGAGCCUGCCAUCACAAUGAGUACGAAGUUAGCUGAAGACACUUGUCCCAAGAGCGGUUGUCCUACAACUCCUACGAUUAUUGAAGAAGACGGCGAAAAGAAGGUCAAAUCUUGUGAGACUCUUCGAAUGUGUAUUCUUCAAACAAUGUACCUCGGCCUUCGGAAUGGCGGUGGAAUCGGCGACGUGCUUCGAAAUCCAGCGCCGUGGGAGCAGAUGUUCCCAUGGCGUGUCGGAUUCGAUAUGACGUUCUUCGUCGUCCUCAUCGUCAUUGUGUUGAAUCUCAUUUUUGGUGUGAUCAUCGACACGUUCGGCGAUUUGCGUUCGGAGAAAAAUGAGAAGGAGCAGGUGUUACGCAAUUCUUGCUUCAUUUGUGGACUGGAACGCGGUCGAUUCGACAAUCGAAGUGUGACAUUCGAAAUGCACCGCGAAAUGGAGCACAACAUCUGGCAUUACUUGUAUUAUAUUGUGAUGCUUCAAAUCAAAGACGAAACCGAGUUCACUGGCCCGGAAAGCUAUGUAGCUCAAUGCGUCAAAGAUCGGAAUUUGGAUUGGUUCCCGAGAAUGCAGGCUUUGUCGCUGCAAGACGCCGAACUCGAUACCGAUCAGCCGGAAAUCAAAAUUCUCAAGGAUCAAGUGGAACAGGUCGGCAGUCUCGUACGUGACCUGCAAGGCCAAAUUGAGGAACUAAAACAGUUGCUAUGCGAACAAAUUCGGUGA
This is a messenger RNA of Caenorhabditis bovis, 8583 nucleotides long. The record is from the annotation of a GenBank genome assembly. Lineage: Eukaryota; Metazoa; Nematoda; Chromadorea; Rhabditida; Rhabditidae.